AUGUCAGAAGAGGAGGAGUUAGUGUACGAGGUGCAUGAGAUUGUAGUGCAGAAGAUCGGCCAUGUCCCUGUGGCCAAGGGGGACUUUAACCAUCUUCCAAGGAAAGUGAAAACUUUUGUCGCCCACUGUGUCCAACUGUGUAAACCUCGAGGUAUUUACAUCUGUGAUGGCGACCAGGCGGAGGCUGAUGAGAUUAUUCACAAACUUCUGGAGAGGGGCACGUUGACGAGGCUGACAAAAUAUCAGAAUAACUACCUGUGCCGCACAGAUCCCGCAGACGUAGCCCGAGUGGAGUCAAAGACAUUCAUUGUGACAGAAAAUAAAUACGAUUCAGUGCCACAUGUCCGUGAAGGGGUCAGCGGAACCCUCGGAGCAUGGUUGAGUCCUGAAGAUACGAAAGAGGAACUUGACCAGCGAUUCCCAGGAUGCAUGGCAGGACGCAUGAUGUAUAUCAUCCCCUUCAGUAUGGGCCCAGUUGGAUCUCCCCUCAGUAAAAUUGGUGUGCAGGUCACGGACUCUAACUAUGUGCUGCUCUGCAUGCGCACCAUGACCCGGGUGACUCCGAGAGUGUGGGAAGUGCUUGGGGAUUCCGACUUUGUCAAGUGUAUUCACUCUUUGGGCUGUCCACGGCCAGUACAGAGACGUGUGAAGAACCAUUGGCCCUGCAACCCGGAGAAGGUGAUGAUUGUCCACUUUCCUGAGCAACGGAAGAUCAAAUCUUUCGGCAGUGGAUACGGAGGGAACUCCCUUCUGGGGAAGAAGUGUUUUGCCCUUCGUAUUGCCAGCGUCAUUGCGAGGGAUGAAGGUUGGAUGGCUGAACAUAUGUUGAUCAUGAGCAUCACCACACCGAAGAACAAAGAGUUCUUUGUGGCAGCAGCUUUCCCCAGUGCUUGCGGCAAGACCAACCUGGCCAUGUUGAACCCCAGCCUACCAGGUUUUAGGAUCCAGUGCGUAGGAGAUGACAUUGCUUGGAUGAAGUUUGACGACAGUGGGGUCCUGCACGGGAUCAACCCUGAAGCUGGCUUCUUUGGGGUGGCUCCAGGAACCAACAUGAAGACCAACCCUAAUGCCAUGCUGUCCUUCCAGGCCAACAGCAUCUUUACCAAUGUUGCAGAAACUGCUGACGGUGGCUACUUCUGGGAGGGGCUCGAAGACGAGACCCCUAAGGGUAUUGGCAUCAUUGAUUGGCUGGGAAACCCCUGGCAUCCUGGCUGUGUUGGCAAGGCAGCUCAUCCCAACUCCCGCUUCACCGCACCAGCAUCCCAGUGUCCCAUCAUCCAUCCCAAGUGGGAGGACCCCAAGGGAGUGCCAAUCAGUGCUCUCAUCUUUGGUGGCCGUCGUCCAGUUGGUGUGCCACUUGUGUUCGAGUCGAAGAGCUGGGCUCAUGGAGUUCUGAUCGGAGCUUGUGUCAAGUCAGAGGCUACAGCAGCUGCCGAACACCAAGGCAAGAAUAUCAUGCACGACCCCAUGGCCAUGAGACCGUUCAUGGGCUACAACUUUGGCCAUUACCUGCAGCACUGGCUUGAUCUGGAGAAACCUGAUCGCCAGAUGCCUAAGAUUUUCCAUGUCAACUGGUUCCGUGUGGAUUCAAAAGGCCAAUUCCUGUGGCCAGGAUUUGGUGACAACAUCCGAGUCUUGGACUGGAUUUUGCGGAGAUGUGAAGGAGAUAACUCCAUCGCUGAAGAAACGCCGAUCGGCUACGUGCCCAAAAAAGGAACCAUUGACCUGUCAGGUCUAGAGGGCAUCAAUGAAGACGAGCUCUUCAGUCUGCCCAAGCAUUACUGGCUGGACGACACCAGGGAAAGCAAGCGCUUCCUGGAGGACCAGGUUGGUAUUGACACUCCCAGCAUCAUCUUUAAACUACUGGAUGAACAGGAGGAGGCUUUCAACAAGUGCCCAGAAUGA
Molecule: messenger RNA, 1905 nt
Organism: Candidula unifasciata
Lineage: Eukaryota; Metazoa; Mollusca; Gastropoda; Stylommatophora; Geomitridae
Source: the annotation of a GenBank genome assembly